Molecule: messenger RNA, 1898 nt
Organism: Bactrocera neohumeralis
Lineage: Eukaryota; Metazoa; Arthropoda; Insecta; Diptera; Tephritidae
Product: putative gustatory receptor 36b
Exons: 2
Coding region: 1-1209 (402 amino acids)
Biological process (GO): sensory perception of taste
Cellular component (GO): membrane
Source: RefSeq, a predicted model, not a curated record
AUGUAUCGCAUUACUUAUUGGCUACUUUAUGGUCACUACUGUUACUCGCUCGCUCUGGGUACACUACGUUUUCGUUAUGAUUUCAAUAGCAACAAAGCGCACAUCACACCUUUCAUCACAUAUUACAGCGCUGUUAUGAAUGUGCUGGCUUUAACAACAUUGCCUUGGACUUACUACACAGCUGUAUGCACAUUUCUGAAAAACGAGCGUGUGAGCCGCCUGGGUCUCUAUGUCUUCAUAGCGACCAAAACACUGCGUUUACUGGCUGUGGCGCUGGUCAUCGUCUACAAUUGGCAACGGCGUCGUGAUAUCUUGAAGUUUAUACGGGAUAUUAACCAUUUGCGUUGCGUUUACUUUGCACGCUUUCCACUACCGUUCGAGUGGCAACGACGCUUCGAAAUAAAGAUCAUAAAAAAUAUGCUCUCUGGUAUACUCUUCGAUGCCUUAAGGCUCAUCAUAGUGCUUGGUGUUCAUAAAAAUCAGGUGAACGUGACCUUCAUUAUCAGCAACGUGUUGUUCUCUCUCAUCUCCAAUAUUCUCUAUUUGAAUAUGAAUCACUACUAUUUUGCCAUGCGAACCAUUAUACUCUUCGGGAAUGUGUUAAAUCGCCAAUUAGCCGAUAUUAUUAAAUCUGCGAAAUCCGUGACACGACUACGAGAUCAUCAGCGCUGCCGAAAGCAAUUCAAGGCGCGCUGUCUCACGUUAAGCCGCGAGCUGGACGAAUUGGCGUUGGUGCAUGUACAGCUGCAGAGCUUGGCCUUACGCAUAAAUGACAUAUUGAAAUGGCAAGGUGUGGGCGUACUGCUCAAUGUGUUCAUUUUAAAUAUUUCUUUAAUACACACCAUUUAUUCGGUGUUGUGGGUCGGUGAGUUCACAAUCAGUCAAUAUGGCUGGGUGUCUGUAUUGAUGGGCAUCGCAUAUCUGGUCUACACUGUGGACAUGGUGGAUUUUUUUGUUACGAUACUCGAGCACGUGCGUGUGUUUCACAAGUCCUCUAUACAUUUGGAGCUGCAUGCUAACCUGCCGCAGAUGAACAAGGAGUUCGAACGAAGUGUAGAGAGCUUUCAGCUGCAGCUGUCGACUAACGAAUAUCAAAUGAGCUUAUUGGGUUUAUUCAAUUUCAACAGCGAAUGUGUGUUCUCAAUGUUUGCUUCGGUGGUGGCUAACUCUAUUUUAAUUAUACAAUUUGACUAUCAAUAUUUCCAGUAAACCAACGGCUUGGUUUAGUACAUCGGUAGACUGUCAGAAGUGAAUUUAGCCCCUCCACAAGCUAUUACAGUCAACGUGGAUCUCGUAGUCACCAAAAGAUAGUACUUUUCAAAAAGUGUUCAACUCAGUGGUUAGUUAGUGGAGAAGACCAGUUUGCGAGAACUAAAACUUGCAUUUUAAAUAAACCAAAAGAAGAAAUUGACGCCGCUUUAUAAAGAAUUCCUGUUCAACCCACUGUUCCAGGAGUCUCCACGAAUGCUUUGUAUCAUCUUUUGGGCAAAUAACGCGAGGUUCGGCACUUUUCGCUUUACUUGCAACCAAAGCUUUCCUAUGGCACUGUCUAAACAAAUUCGUGUUUACUCGAGCAUCAAAUGCAAUUCACAUUUUAUUCGUCACUCUGGAAAUUUAUUUGCAGAAAGAAAAUCGAAAGCAAGCAGAGAGAAGCCACCUCAUUUGAAGAAGUCACAGUGAUAGGAAGGGAGUAGAGUUGACAAUAAGGCUGGGAUUUCGGUGAACUGCAGUCAUGUUAAAAGACAUAUAUACAACGGGUUAAACUCACUUUCUUACUGCUAUAGUCGUGCAGAUUUCAAAAUCUCUGACAAGACACUCACAUAUAUUUCAUUGAAGUUAUUGGCAAAUCAGAGACCACAUAAACUCUCAAUUUUACAAGAACCUCUGUUAACAACUCA